CUCCCUCUCUCUCCUCACUUUUCUGGUCGGCCUCUCUCUCUCCUCUUCACCGGAAAUCGCCAUCCCUCCUUCUCAGUUGGUUUUCCGGCCAUAACUCCCUCACCGGAGCUCCAAAUAAAAAUCCGAGACCACUCCCGUGCUCCUCUCGUCGGCGUGCUUAAGCCUAUAUCAGUGGGGUCGAGUUUGGCGGUGGUUUGGGUCGUCAUAAAACCGCGACCCUUCGGUGUUCUUUCGGCCCGAUCUCCCUCCUCCGACCUCCAAUCGGAAAACCGCGACCACCACUGCAUUCCUGGCAUCCGGGGCCUCAUUCCCCAAAAUUUUGGGUGAGAUUGGCGGUGGUGAAGUCGCCGGCAACAAAACUCCGGCGAGCCUUCCGGCGAGUUUCCCGGCGAUUGUCGUGUUGUCUCACUCUUCCCUCACCUUCCCCGUGAUACCUCCUUGUGCCUCCAGGUGUGCUUCUCUAUUUUUACUUGUGAAUUGUGGAGGAUUGGUAUUAUGGGUUUAGCAAGGAAAUUCUGGAAUUGGGUUGUGCUUGAAUUAAUUCGGUAGGCCUAAGGUAUUGCAUGAUUUGUUUGUUCCUCCUUUGGUUGGCCUACCGGGUAACAUGAGUUGUGAUUGUCCCACUUGGAGCCUAAUUUGCUGUCCGGGUUUAUGAUCCGAGGGCUCCAAGUGCAUUUAAGUUUGUGUGAAUGGUGAAUGGUUUUGAAUGUUUUUCCUCUCUUGGGGCCUAGUCCACUGUCCGAAUUUAUGAUUCGAGGGCCCCGAGUGUGGAUAAUUGUGUACUCACCAUUGACAAAUUUCCGUGUAUAUUGUUGUGCUUUUGCUGCUUUUUGGUUGGAGGACCAUGAACACUUACCUGAACAUGCUCGACGCCGACCACAGGAAGACUCUGCGGGACAUCCGACGCCGCAAAGUCGUUCAGCACCAUUACCUCGAUUUUGCGGUCUUCGAGGAGCUGGGUGCUCGCAAGGCAAUGGAGGUUGCCAUCCGCUCUUACCCUUGGGCCGCCUCCUCUACCUUGCUGAGCCGAUUUAUCAGGAGCUCCUCUGGGAGUUCUAUUCCACCUUCGAGCACUUCCAGACCCAUGCAGGCGAGCACGGCAACGCCAUUCAGUUUCGACUUGGCGGGGAGUCUUACUCCCUCAACUAUGAUGACUUCGGUCGGGCACUAGGGCUCCUUCCACCAUUCGCCUGCCACCUGGCCAUCGAAGAGAACAACAGUCCCAUCUUUCGGGACCAGCAAUUCUUCGAGAGGAUCUGCCUCCCGGAGUUCGCAGGCCCUGUGUUCACACCGGGCUACACCACAGCUACUCAGCUGCGCCCAGAGUGGCGCAUCCUCAACCAGCUGUUAGGGAAAUCUUACACCCCCAGCGAUGGCUCCACAAGUCAUCUUCAGCUCCGCACCUUGCACUGCCUGCACUCCAUCAGCCAGGAGGAAGACAAUCUUCAUUUGUCCUCUCUUAUCGCUAGGACGGUCGCCAAGGCUUCUCGCUGUGGUCGUGCUCUGGCUUGUGGGCCGGUGGUCACUGCCCUGGCGCGUUACUUCAACAUCGACCUCUCCGGGUUCACUGUCAUACUGCCACCGACACCCUUCUCCAGGGACACCCUACGACGCUUGCUGAUACUGCAGCGCGAUAGGGACGUGACAUGGAUCUGGGGACUGCCUCGACCUGUUCCUCAUGCAACAGAGGGCGAGGAUCUCCCCGAGUCGAGCGAUGCUGCCACUCGUCGUACCAUUAGUCGGACCAACCGUCGGACCACACCUUCAGCAGCUGGCGCCUCCACUUCCGCUGCCGGCCCGUCUGCUGCUGCACCCACCUCCUACAUUGCUGAGCAGCUGGCAGCCCUUUCCUGCCAGAACGAGCAGAUCCUUGCUGGCCAGGAGCACAUCAACGCCCGACUCGACCGUGAGCGCAAAGUUUGGUGCCGCAUCAUUUCGGCUCAGCAUUACAUGAUGAGCUACUUGGACAUGGACCCUGCUGCUGUUAGCUACCCUUGGGAGGCUUCCCCGGGGCAUGAGGACUUCUACCCGCCUCCCACUGGCGAUGGAGGCGAUGAGAACUGAGCUGGCUCUGUCUAAUGGCCCAUUGAGUGGGGCCCUGCAUUUGUCUUUCUUUCCAGACUAAGACUCCAUAUUGUGUUUCCUUUUCUCUUAUCUUGUUUCUUUGGAUUGUAGCUUUGGAACUAUGGUUUCUUUCACCCCAUGUGUGUGUUUUGCUGACUAUAGCUCUAUGCCGUUGGACUGGUCUGCCCUCCAGUCCCCGUUCCUGACCACUGUUUCACGGUAACAUCAUUCCCCUUCCCUCUGCUCCAUUGAGGACACUGUCGCAUUUAAGUGUGGGGGGGUUCUUUGUAUUUAUUGGAACGUAUAUAUGUGUGCUUGGAGCCUAGUCCGCUGUCCAAAUCUCGAGAUUUGAGGGCUCCAAGCACUGUUGUUUGCUUGAUCACAUUGGCACUAUGGUUUAAUUGGUGAAUCGAAUGGCUUUUGAAUUAAUGCAUGACAACUGG
Molecule: messenger RNA, 2507 nt
Organism: Linum trigynum
Lineage: Eukaryota; Viridiplantae; Streptophyta; Magnoliopsida; Malpighiales; Linaceae
Source: the annotation of a GenBank genome assembly